Molecule: messenger RNA, 10905 nt
Organism: Pomacea canaliculata
Lineage: Eukaryota; Metazoa; Mollusca; Gastropoda; Architaenioglossa; Ampullariidae
Product: focal adhesion kinase 1-like
Exons: 31
Coding region: 1458-5348 (1296 amino acids)
Biological process (GO): protein phosphorylation; signal complex assembly
Cellular component (GO): focal adhesion; cytoskeleton
Molecular function (GO): ATP binding; protein tyrosine kinase activity
Source: RefSeq, a predicted model, not a curated record
GCAGCUUCCCUUGCCGUCGCCUCGUAACAGUAGCCCUCAGUAAUGCUCGUUAUGACUUGGCAGUGCGCACGCGGAAGGAAUUACAUCGAUGAGUGCAGGCGCGUGUGUGUGCCGUGUUUUUCGUGCUGGAAGUUUUGAGGCCUCACACACGCACACACGCAAGUCUUUUGGGCUUCGCGUCCUGUUCGACCCACGAGCGACCGAGAAAAACAGAAAAUUCGGAAAGGAGGUGUCUAGCGAGCCUGCAGUCUAUGUAUGAAGGCUAUCUCGCUUCGUUUCCUGGCUUGAUGAAGGUGCCAUCCUUUGGAUGGGAGGGAGAAAGAGAAAGUCACAGUUGCGGACGACGACGAUUCGGCAAAGAGGACCGAUAAACAAGAGGACCCAGGUGAAGGGGCGCGUGUCAGCAGUGACAUCAGAUAAAACGGAGUGUGAGGAUUAAAGCCUGUCUUCACUCCUUGGGGAGGUGGGGCUGGCGAGAGUGGUGACCCGCACGGUUUCGUAAGACGAUGAUACAGGAGGCAGCGCCGCCGUGAUUCAUCCUGUGUCAGUACGUCUGAGCCAGGCUUGGAGGGGCGCAGGAAGGUGGCGGCUUACAACGAUGCAAGAUGCUGAAGCGGAUUUUCUCUCGAGCGGCCUGUUUCCCAUAGUAUCCAACACCACAGCCAGGUUGGCCGUGUCACGACUGAGGCACACGAAUUUUUGUUUGGGUUGUUUUCUCCUUUGUUAGUAGUGCGAGUCGGAACGGUGAACGGGAUUCCGGUUCUGUUUAGGAGCGUCACGUGCAAGUGUAUUCAGCGCGCGGGUGAGUUUGGGAGGAGAAAGAAAAGUCGUCAGCGGGGUCAAUGUGGCCCUGUUGCUUCCCCGCUGACAGGUGAGAAAUCGGGUCGUCAGUCAUUUGACCUGAGCCCUGGACGUUUGCCGACGAUUGGAUGAUGAAAACGGUGAAGGUGGUGGCGAUGGAAGAUUAGGCAGGCCUGCGAUCGUUCGAGGGGAGUCUGACUUAUUGUUGAAGUGUCGUGGAUCAUCGGGUCAUGCGACAGACGUGUGUGCGCGCGUACACAGACGCCAGUGACAUUUUGACAAAGCGAGCAGCCUCCACUCUCUUUUCUCCUUUUAACUCAUUGUUUGUCGGUAGCCACCACAACCUGCUUCGUGCCAGAGAGCCCGUUAUGACACUGGCACAGCCAUUGGUUCGAGUGCCGAGCAGGGCACGUGCAGCGGUAUUUUUAAUAUCGCUCUGCGUUUACCAUUGAUUGCGUGCCUUGGCCGAGAGAACAAUUAUUGAUCACACUGCAGUGAUAGCAGCAACGGCGGCGGCAGCAGCAGCAGCAAGCAGCUAGCGGCGACCCAGACACCAGUAGCUGAGAUGCCGCCUUGGAGGGCACGCUCUUGUUGCCGGCGGCCCUGAAGGAAGGAAGAGAAGGAAAGAGAGAGGAACAACGAAAAAUGUGGGCCGCAUGUUGUACUUGUGGAUUGUAGGAGCCGAUGGACACGAGUGGAGUUUUUGUGCGACGGUGAUCCCGCGCGCCCAGUUGUUGUCGUCGUCGUCGUGGUGGAGCAUGGCCGUGGAGCGCGACAGGGCGGUGGAGUACACGCGGGGGAGGUUCCCCGGUCGUGUGACAAUGGAUUACGACAGCUUCGUCGCCGCUGCCGCCGACAACCUGAUGCCGUCGCCCAAUGUGACGCUCAUCUCAGCGCUUGGCUGUUGGCAGCAGUACCCAAUCGCGCGAUGGAGCCGGCUGUGGCGCUUCAUACAUGAGGGCGAGCGGGGAACGUGCACGGAUAUCAUACUGGACCAGGACCUUGACACCACCUCCGAGCUCGACCCGCGGGUGAACAAGUUCCUGAUGGACCGCUCCAUCCUUAAGGUGCACCUUCCCAAUGGAGGCUUUAACAUGGUCAAAUAUGGGGAUGCUACAGAUGUCAAGGACAUCAUCAAACUAGUGGUUGGCCGGCUGGCUGCAGGAGAACGCUAUUUUGCCAGAUGCUUUGCACUGCGGCUUGUGCACAUCCCCACACGCCAAGGCUACUGGCUGCACAAUGACCUCACUAUGUACCAGGUGCGGCAGAAAUAUGAGGCCAAGCAUUUGCCCGAAGAGCUUAGGUAUGAACUACGAGUCCGCUAUUUGCCUCGGAGUUUUCAAGAGCUUUAUUCCAGAGACAAGGUCACAUUCUAUUAUCUCUAUGAUCAGGUUAGGUCAGAUUACAUGAAGGAGCUAGCAGAAAGCAUUGACACAGAUGUUGCCAUCAAACUGGGAUGCAUUGAAAUGAGGCGGUUCUUUAAAGAUAUGCCACAGGUGGCCUUGGACAAGAAGUCCAAUUUUGAGUUUCUGGAGAAAGAGGUUGGACUUAAGCGCUUCUUGCCUAAAAACAUCAUUGACAGCAUGAAGCCCAAAGCUUUGCGAAAGCUUAUACAGAACACAUUUCGGCAGUUUGCACAGCUGAGUGAAUCAGAGUGUGUGUUUAAGUUUUUUGACACGCUCUUCCAAGUCAACAGCUUCAAUCAGGAGCGAUUUAAAUGUGCAUUAGGAUCGGGAUGGAGCAUUGAUGUGGAAAUAGUCAUUGGUCCAGAUGUGGGAAUAAGCUACCUCACUGGAAAAGCUUCUUCGCCAACUCACAUGGCAGAAUUUGCCCAAGUACAGUCCAUCUACACUGUAUCAGGAGACGAUGGAAAAGGCUUGUUACAACUAAAGAUUGCAGGGGCUGCAGAGCCUCUGACCAUCACAUGCUCUUGCCUAGACAUCGCUGAGGACAUGGCUGACCUGAUAGAUGGAUACUGUCGCUUUGUGCAUGAUGUGCAGAAAACAUUGUGGACCAGAAAAGAUUGCCCCAGCUGGAAUGCCUACCAUUCUGGUGAUGAGCGUGACAGAAGCGAAGAUGAAAGCAUUCCAAGAACACCAAGACCAAGUGGACAUCGGCAAAUGGGUUUCGGGCGACAAGAUGACUUCAUGCAACACCAUGAACGGAUUUCCGACUAUGCCGAAAUUGUGGAAGAAGAGGGAGACUAUAGCACUCCAGACGGUCGUCCCCAUUCACGGGCUCUCAACAGGGACAAGACACGUGAUUACGAAAUACAGAGAGAGCGCAUCAAACUGCUUGAGAUACUUGGGGAAGGACAGUUUGGAGAUGUUUACAAGGGCCUUUUUUAUGACAGAGAUGGAGUACAGGUACCAGUAGCCGUCAAGACGUGCAAAGAAACCAGUGAAGAAUCAAUGACAGAAAAGUUCCUUGAAGAAGCAUAUAUCAUGCAGCAGUUUGAUCACCCCCAUAUUGUUAAACUUAUUGGCAUAUGCUCAGAGAGCAGGCCUGUAUGGAUUAUCAUGGAGCUUGCAAAGCAUGGCGAGAUGAGGGCAUACUUGCAAAACAACAAACCACGCCUUGAUCUUGUAAUGCUUAUAAUGUAUGCAUAUCAACUCAGCACUGCCCUUUCAUACCUAGAAAGCAAAAAGUUUGUACACAGAGACAUCGCUGCUCGUAAUGUGCUAGUGUCUGCUCAUGACGUUGUCAAGCUAGGAGAUUUUGGCUUGUCGCGAUGGGUUGAAGAGCAGAGUUACUACAAAGCAUCCAAAGGCAAACUCCCAAUUAAGUGGAUGGCACCAGAAUCCAUAAAUUUUCGGAGAUUUACAACAGCAAGCGAUGUCUGGAUGUUUGGUGUGUGCAUCUGGGAAAUCUUGAUGUACGGUGUAAAACCAUUCCAGGGUGUUAAAAACAAUGAUGUUAUUGGCAAGAUAGAGGCAGGAGAACGGCUGCCGCUACCAGUGGGCUGCCCACCUUCUUUGUAUAAUCUUAUGUGCGUGUGCUGGCAGUAUGAACCCUCCAAAAGACCUUCAUUUGCUGAUCUUAAAACGUGGUUAUAUGAGAUUCUGGAAGAGGAGCGGUAUAGGCAAACAGAGGAGAUGCAUAGAGAUAAUCGUCGAGUGCAAGCCAUUUCGUGGGGUUCCAAUGGUUCAGAUGAUGAACCACCACCACCCAAGCCUGCAAGGCCUGUGUAUCCCAUGUCUCCCACUGGUUCUAUACCUAAUCUUAGUUUCAACAGCAGCGCUAGUAGUACCUUGAACCACUGGAACAGCACCUCCCAGCUGCCACUCGGUCAUAGCACACCAGCUGGGCCUUCCCCCAGCACUGACAUCCUCAAGCACCCUGGUAGUUGGUCAGGAUUAGAUGAGCAUGGUCAACCACGCCUCCCUCCUACCAACACCACAAAUGUUUUCAAGGGUUAUUUCCCAUCUGCAACAGGUUAUAUGCAGGUGUCUCAGGUGAACCCUAGCCACACCAAUGACCCACACCUACACUUUCAGUCCUCUGUGCCUGCUUUAAGUCCCUACUUCUCCUCUGGUGGCAUCACACUUGCUCCUACACCUGGAGGCAGUGCCUCUACCUCAGGUGGCCUUGCCUACCCUACCCAGGUCACAGUGCGCAAUGGCACUACUCGCACACCUAACAUGUAUCCCCAGGCAUUACCAAGCUAUCCCAAAGGCCAGACUGGCAGUAGCAGGGAGGCUGAGAUGCAAGAGAUGAUGCGUGGUGGCACGUACCAGCCCCAGUCACAACGCAAUUCUGUCCUUUCUGGGCGUCGCUCUCCUACUCAAAACUCUGAUUAUGUUCACCAUAGACAUGUUGCCGACGUAGAUGAGCAAGUAAUAGAGGAACGACUUCGGCAGCAGCAGAAGGAGUCAGUAGAAGAUGCCAAAUGGCUGCAAGCAGAGGAGAAAAGCUUGAAGCGUGAUCGUGAUCGGAAGAUAUUAACUGACGACAGUGACAGCACAAAGGAAAACUCGCCACCACCGCCUCCUCCCUCUCACCCUUCUCAACCCCCACCCCCACCACUUCUCAUCCAACAGUUACAGGCCAUGACAGUCAGGCGCACUUCCACUGACAGCAGAAGCAGCAGCACAAGUGACUCCACUGAUGGGGGAGGAGCUGUUCUUAUACAAAAGUCACAGCAAAGCCGAGCAAAUGACAGUGUGUACGAGCUGACAACAAGUGUUGUGCGGGCUGUAAUGACCAUGACAAAAGAAGUUCCCAGUGUUCAGAGUGACUGCUACUUGGAGAUGGUCAAGAAUAUUGGUCAGACACUAAGGGGACUGUUGGCUAGUGUGGAUGAAAUAUGUUCACAGCUUCCUGUGGAAAAUCAGAAACAGAUUGAGAUGGCUCAGAAAGUACUGAGCACGGACAUGGCCUCACUAGUCAGCAGCAUGAAACUAGCACAGCAGUACAGUACAACACCACUGGAUGCUGAAUAUCGCAAGCGUAUGCUCAAAGCAGCACAUGCCCUGGCCAUGGACUCCAAGAACCUCUUGGACACUGUGGACGCUGCCCGUGCUGCUCGAAACAGCACAAUGAGUUGAUGGGAAAAUGUGGAGUUCUCAUUGUGUGUACUACUUUGAUCUUACCUUGUAUGCCCAAGACUGCCAGAUGCAAUCGCCUAAAGGGAACCAUGGAAUUAAGUUCUCCUGGAACCAGGGCUUGAUUGUUUUUUUGUAACUAUUAAAUGGUACUUUAUGUAAUGAAUGAUGCUUGAAAGUCUCAUUACAUUUUAAUGUAAAGGAGUAUGGCUUCUGGCAAGUAAGUGGUUUAAAGUAAGAAACUGUUCUUGAAAUGUGUGCAUAAUCAAGCCCUGCUGUUCACAAGAUGGCCCACUUCUAUUUGAAGUAUGGAGCAAAGGACAAUCAAAUGUCCUAAAGUGAUAAACAGAUUGUUUUUUGAUCUUAACUCAUAUUGCAGGUUGAGUUAACUUUGGUAUCUUGGUAUAGUGAAGUCUUGAUACAAAGAAUAUGCUCUGAAACAGCUGUUAAAAGCUCUUAGAAUUUCCACUUAAUGCAUUUCCUUCACCCAGUAACUUCAUGGGGACCACAGAACUUGCUUCUUCCACAGAGCCGAUCAUCUCAAGUCAGUAAGAGAUCAGCCAGAAGGUACAUGUAAUGAGCUUGGCUGUAUGAUGACUUCCCAUUGGAUGAGUUCUUUUUGAUUCUAAAUUUCUGCAAAUGCUUACUUUGCUGUGGUGUCAAGAAAAGAAUGCUUGUGUGGAAGUCUUCUUCACCUUCUCCCACUCUCUCAACUUAGAAGUUUCCACUGCACCUGUUGAUUGGCUGCUCUUUGCAGGGGGAGAAAGACAGGCGCAGAUGUCUGCUUCUCAUAAGGCAACAUCCCUAAGAGAUCUUAAUAUCCUGCAUGUUUGUUAUCACUGUAGUAGAGAGUGUUGUUAGUAAAAUGGCUAAUGGUGAAAAUUGCUUGGCAGUAGCAGGAGCUAGCUUGUACUUGCAUGAAUGCUAUUUUUGCCACGGUGAUAGUGAUCCCAUUUUCCUCCUUAUCUUUGCUCCCUCUGGAAAUGUGUGCAGGCAACCAGGUGUGCUGUAUAUCUCCUCUGCUUGAUGCACAAUCCUCUCAUCCAAGACUGCUUAUUGUAUAUUCUUAAGUUCAAAAACAAAAAUGGCAGCAAUGUAAUGUUGACUGUGUGAUGUUUCUGCUUGAUGUUUACCAUUAUAUGGCCUGACAAGGAGUAAGGUCAUCUGUGCACAUUCAGUCCUUUGUCUUGUGUGGCGUAAUACAAAUAAGUGUUCUCUUGCAGAGCCCUUUGUUGUUUCCUUAAGAGAAAUAGGAAUGUUGAAAUUUAUGAGGUGCUGACUGUACAUAGCCUAACUGGUGCAAUCCACAAGACAGUUGAUCAGAUCUUUCAAACUGAAUUUGUUGUACAAUUUUUUAAAGCAGUGCAAAUAAUAGUGAUAAUGCUACAAAGGAAGUAGUGUUCUAGAUGUCAAUAUUAUUUAUAUUUGCAAGUUCUAUGUUUAAUUUGACACUUGUGAAGUGGUAGAACAGGGUUUUUUAUGCGUGUAGGGUUGUUGAUAAAUUUUGGUACUGUUUCUCCCUUGGAAUAUUUUAGCAAGUUCUUAGAUGACUUGCAGCCUUGUAUAUGAGACACAGAAACACAACUGAACACAUGAAUGUUGCUUUAACCAAAAAGCUGAAAAUUAUUUUUUAGUUUUGCUUUUGAGAGCCAUUUAAUGGGGUGGCAUUUGUAUGCAUGCAUAUGUGUAUGAACUUUUAUGCAUGCUUUUGCUGAUAUACAUCUGCAUUAGGAGUUAUUUUCCUUCCUGGUUUUGUGGUUUAAAUAUUUUAGACUAAAUGUUGACAUCUGGCUCAGAAUCUUUGCAUAAUUGUCUCACACAGUUGAGCUAAAGCCUUGUAUGUCAGAAGUGAAUUAAAAGCCUGCCAGCUUACAAAGCAGAUGAUGAACUAAGAUGCGGUGCUGAUGGCCCUCAUGGAAUUCUCUCUCAUGAGAAUGCCAUAAUACCGUAGUUGUCCAAAAUGUAGCGACUGCAAGAAAAAUCUCUCUGUGUUUGCAAUUGAAUGAAGGUAUUGCCCCCCAAAGAAAGAUCGGAUUAAAACCACAGAUUCAUAAAGGUAAUUUUUUUUGUGUGUGUUCACGUUUUUCUGUUGAAUUAUUUUGUUGUCAUUUUCUCCCUGCAGGCCCAGCACACUUCCGCGCUUCCUCCACAGUCGAAUAAUAAUGUUUUGAACCAAUUCCAGCCACACCUUCACCAUUCCCAAACACUGGUGGCUAAUGUUGAUCACUAAAAGAGACAGUGGGUCUCUUUAGUUGAUUGUUUCAUUAUUUUAUUUCUUUAUUCCUUUUUUAUACUCUUUUUGCAAACAGUUUUGCCUGGUUCUUGAAAAAUCUUAACAUUCCUUUUGGGUUUUUUUCAGUUUAGUCUUUUUGCUUACAACAACAGCUAUACAUGUUACAUAAUGCAUUAAAAGUCAUAAAAAUAUCUCAUGGAAGUCAAUUUUGAAGGGUCAUUCUUUGGUGGAGGUGGGGUGUGUGAGGGAAACAACAUGGUAUAUUAAUGCAAGAUCAUGGUUAAGGAAAAUGUCAUUUUGAACAUCACAGCAAAGAGCACACCAAGAGUGACCACUUAGGCUAGAAAAUGAAGCUGUGCUGACCAGGAUGUAUCCGCUGCCACGCCCACCUUCGACAAAUAUCAGCAAAGUUAAUUCCAUUGGUAUCAGUGUUCAAAAAGUAUGAAAGCAUGUGCAUGCAUGUGUCUGUUGCCGUACACGAUUGUCAGAACAAAGGCGCAGCACACCUGAAUCUAGCCGCGUUUGCUUGUCUAAAAGGUGCGUGGUCUGGCUUCAAGCUCUCAUAUAACAGUGGUCGCUCUUGGUAUCCUCCUCGAUCACAUCUAAUAUUUUAUAUUUGAAAAUGGUAAAAACUAUUGUUCCAAAAAGUGAAAGUGGACUUGUGAAGACUUCUUUUUUUUAAAACAAAAACUUGAUUAGAACUUAUUCUGUAGAGUCAGCUGUGUGUGGGAAUUACGUUUGACAGUGAUGUCAACAAUAAAUUAAAAUGAGAAAUUCAGCAUCAUCCUUGAACUUGCAUCUAAUUGUUGUUUUUAUCGUUCUUUCACAAGUGGAGGAAAUGUGGUAGAUCACUAAGGGUGCAUGAAAAGAACCUUCAAGCCAUGGUCACUCUCCCCAAUUUACAAAAUCACUCCUGUGGAAAAAUAGUCAUAUAAGUAAUCUUUUUUUAAGUUGGCAUUGUCAAGUGUUUUUAUUUGGGUUUUUGAACUAAUUUUGUCCAGUUUUCCCUAGAAUGAUCAACUUUUUUAAAAAUGAUAACACCUCAAGUGGCAUAAUUAUGACAACCUAACUUGGCUGCUCUUUAGCCCCCUUAGCACGACUUAAAAAUAUAAGAUAACGUUUAUAACUGAAGAUUGUGAAGACAAGGUUGAAGUUUGUUUCUUUAUUACUGCUGCUCUGAGGUAAACAUUAGACCAAGAAACCUAUACAGUUUUGGAAAGAAGAAAACUUGAACUUUGCAAUAUAAGUAAUGAAAAUGGCCUUCUCCCUGAUUCCUGACAAAGCCACAAUCGUGGCCAAUCGUGCUAAGAGGGUUAAAACCACUUAGUUAUUCAAGGACACAGAAUUCACAAGAACAUGUUUCAAUGUGACAUGGUCCAAGGAUGUGAAAAAAAAAAAAGGUAAAUUCAUGAACCUUAAACAUAUCUCUACUGGGCCAGUUUAAGUCCUUAAGGUAUCUGUUGUCAAACAUAACAUGUUCAAUACCAUUUUAACAAUAAUUUUAGGUACUGGUACAUGCACAAAUUGCUUGGACUACUUACUAAAUAUCUUUGUAUUUGUAGCUGUUUUACACAAAUAGUCUUAAACUAUCAGUUUUCAUAUACAUGUGGCAUCAAACUAAAAGAUGCAGAAAUGUAGCUGACAGUUGUAUCAAACAAUUUUUGCGUUAUUCAAGAUAAAGGAGACAUUUUGUAAUGAAUGUUUCAAGGAGUGAAAUGUGAAAUUUUAAUCAAAUGUUUUAUCUGUGCUUGAUAUGUCAAAAGGAAUUCUAAGUGACUUUCUAUAGUUGAGGUUCACAUUCCUGUAAGAAUUGGCUUUGAUAAACCACCACAGAGCUUGGUCUUUACAAGAGAAAGGCCAGGAUUGCCAGGCAUUCCUGAUGCCCACAUUUGAAACCAGUAUUUUCUUAGUCAUAUUUGAAGCAUGUGUCUUGUCUUCCCUUGUUCGUCGUUUAUGUCUGCACCUGAGUGAAGAAAUUGGCUCUGGUAUGAACACCAGUUUGUGUGAUGAGCUUACUAUAUGUGUUAUUUCCCACUGUUGCACAUCUAUAAAGAGAAAAAUCACAGCAACUUAUGCACUUGUUAAUAGAUUUCUUUUUCACGUGCAAACUUGUUUGCAAAAUCAUGUAGUGAUGCAGAGGUAACUGACCAGCAGAAGCUACUAUCAUUCACUUUUACUGCCAUUUAUAAGCCUCUAAUACUCUUUAACUCGCCUUUUAUCUUUUGUGCACUGAGGCAGGUACUUGCACCCUUUUUGCCAUCCAUCUCAGCGUUCGAUGGACCUCUGAUUCCCGUGUGCAAUCUCUUGUUCAUCAACUUGUUCUCUCCGCUGGUCCUGCUUCUACUUGGUGUGCUUGGGUUGUGAUUUCACAUCAUGCCAGAGAUUACUACACAAAAGCAAACAUUAUUUUUCCAUGACUUUUUUGUCUUGUUCAAAAUGUUGACAGCGAACAAUCCACAGAAAGACUUGUUACAGCAUGAGAAUUGUGCGCUUUGAAAGUAUAGUUUUCAUAUUGCAGAUUGUGUAUUAUAGAAAUAUUUUUGGGAGACAUCUGUGGAGGUUUAUUGUUGUUCUGAUGGGUAUUACUAGAGAUGUGUGCAUGUGUAUAGCAGACAACAUUGUCAGUACUGACUGGUUCUCAUUCUCUCAGGAAGGAAAUUUCUUGCUGCAUGCAUGCUUUAUAUUAUGACUAUUUUAAUAAUAAUAGUCCAUUUGAAACACAUCAGUUCUGAAACUUUUGUGGCUUAACCACAAUGUUUGCAUUCUGUGUAAAAGGUUUCUCUAACAUUUUUUUCUUUUGUGUGGUAGAUGUAGCAGUGAAGGAAGAAAACAUUUUUUAAACUGAUUCUGAGCAUUUUUUUUAUUAAACUUUUUGUAGGAUUUUUGUGACCUAUACACAAAUGGCUUGGUCAAGAUUUCCAGAAGUGUAAGGCAAGAUUUACAUGAGAAAAUUCUUAUUUAUUCCAAAACAGAUACUAUCACACUUUUUUCUGUACAAGGGAAUAUAAAUCUUUUAUUCUUGACUACCGACUGUACAUAAUAUUUAUUACCUGCUGAAAAGUUCAUGUAAAAGACUUAAUAUAAGAAGUACUCUGAAGUGAGUGUGCUUUCAUCUGUGUUGAUCUCUUUUUUUUUAAACCCCCCCCCCCAUUCUUUUUUUAUUGAACCUCACCUUUUAACAAGAAGAAAAGAAAGUGGAUUAGUUGGCAAAAUGCAUGCUCAGUUCUGUACAUAAUGCUGUGUACAAUAUUGAGCCUAUUGAGCGGUAUUUCUUGUGUAAGGACAUGCAAAUACAUGCUAUGAAAAUAAAAAUUGCAAAAAAUUCUC